AUGAAGAAAAGGCCAGAGCUUGAUGGUUAUGGAGGCAGGGGGUCUGAGAUGAAUGGCUAUGGAGAAUCCCUGAAUGCCGCCAUUUGCAACAUACAAAAUUUAGUAGUAAAUGGUGAACGAAGAAUUCGCAGGAAUCUGCCACAACAUGCGCUUACGAUUUUAAACAACUGGCUUUGUAGACAUCCUCACCCAAAUGUCAACGAUAAUGUAGAACUUGCUGAGGCAACAGGUCUAACACACACUCAAAUAUCUAACUGGCUAAUAAAUGCCAGAAGGAGAACACAACACAAAAUUGUAUCAAAAAGAGACCUUGGGCCAAGUUUGUCUGGCUCAAUACAAAAGCGAAACAAGAAAAAGAUGAUUCCUCCACACAACCCAAAAUUAAAAUUAAGGGUGGAACCGCCUCCUCCUCCCCCCACGAACAUUAUUGCUGCAGUGCCAGUGUCCUAUACAGUAUUCCCAACCCUUGCUCUGCUAUCCAGGAUUUGCCAUGAUCACCAGCAAGGCACGACAGAAGAAGGUGGCCAGUUGACAUUUCAACCAGUCCAGGGCCAUCCUGCGGAGGUUGUAAGCACACCACCGGUGCUUGAUGCAGCCCAAGAGACUGAACUAGUGGAACAAAUGAGCAGGUUGUAA
Molecule: messenger RNA, 636 nt
Organism: Pelobates fuscus (common spadefoot toad)
Lineage: Eukaryota; Metazoa; Chordata; Amphibia; Anura; Pelobatidae
Product: homeobox protein TGIF1-like
Exons: 3
Coding region: 1-636 (211 amino acids)
Biological process (GO): regulation of transcription by RNA polymerase II
Molecular function (GO): RNA polymerase II cis-regulatory region sequence-specific DNA binding
Source: RefSeq, a predicted model, not a curated record